Pygocentrus nattereri (red-bellied piranha) is the source of this 4203-nucleotide messenger RNA. RefSeq lists its product as uncharacterized. Lineage: Eukaryota; Metazoa; Chordata; Actinopteri; Characiformes; Serrasalmidae. Gene Ontology annotation, molecular function: ubiquitin protein ligase activity. Gene Ontology annotation, biological process: protein K48-linked ubiquitination; proteasome-mediated ubiquitin-dependent protein catabolic process; negative regulation of extrinsic apoptotic signaling pathway via death domain receptors. The transcript has 6 exons. The record is from RefSeq and is a predicted model, not a curated record. Bases 1 to 1014 code for a protein of 337 amino acids. Gene Ontology annotation, cellular component: plasma membrane; cytoplasm.
AUGACCGGAAGGGGCGUGAGAGCCUCCUGUUGUAGCUGGCUCUGUGUGGACACGACCGCCACCGUGGAAGAAAACAGCAGCUCUUGGCGGCAGGCCUACGCAAACUCGGGCUACAGCCCCCCUCCAACAUCACCUGAACACUUGUGCAAGGCCUGCGGAGGCCAGUUUGACACCGCAAGGAGGAAUGUGUGCGUGGACUGCAGGAAGCAGUUCUGUGGCCGCUGCUGGGUGCAGCCAGAGCUCAGGCUGUGCCACACCUGCCAGCGCUUCCACGGUACGCACUUUGAGCGGAGCGAGCUGAUGCGGCUGAAGGUCAAGGAGCUGCGUGACUAUCUCCACCUGCACGAGAUCCCCACGCAGACAUGUCGCGAGAAGGAGGAACUGGUGGAGCUGGUGCUGGGUCAACACACCCCCAGCAGCAGCAGCAGCAGCAGCAGCAGCAGCAACAACUCUGUCCCCCACCCAGCAGCACUGGACCCUCCACAACCACCCACACCUCCCUCCCAAUCAGCUGAGGAACCUGAAGAGUUUACAGAGGAGGAGGAGGAGGAGGGUGAGGAUGAGGAAGAAGAGGAUGAUGACGACGAGUCCACAGAUAGUGAGGAGACACUGGUGCACAGCCGUCGGGCAUCUCUGUCUGAUCUGAGCAGUGUGCAGGACAUUGAGGGCCUCAGUGUACGGCAGCUGAAGGAAAUCCUGGCGCGGAACUUUGUGAACUACAAGGGCUGCUGUGAGAAGUGGGAGCUGAUGGAAAGGGUCACACGGCUCUUUAAUGACCAGAAAGACCUCCACAACCUGGUUUCAAACACUAACAAGGAAACAGGUACAGCGGAGCCAGCCGAGCCCAGUGGGCAGGAGGAGAACCUGUGUAAGAUCUGCAUGGACUCGCCCAUCGACUGUGUGCUGCUGGAAUGUGGCCAUAUGGUCACUUGCAGCAAGUGUGGCAAGCGCAUGAGUGAGUGUCCAAUCUGCAGACAGUACGUGGUGCGUGCAGUGCAUGUCUUCAGAUCUUGAUGAAGAGCCACGAAGACCCAGAGCGCCUGCAGACCGCACACAACACUCUGCCCACUAUCUGUGUGAGGAAUCCUGAGAGUUUUGAGGGUUCGGUCUCUGUUUGGUUUGAUUGUGCUCCUUUUUGUACCUGCACAGAAAUUUGUUGUUGGUAUUAUGUUUUUUUUUCCGUUUACUCCAGAGAUUAAGUUCUCUUACUGUUACAGCAGCUGGCGAGGAUUCAGGUGUGUACAUUUUGAUUAUUUAAGUUACAUGUUUUCUCAUUGCUGUCAGCUUUGUGAUGGCUUGUUGUAGUUGGACAAUGACAGGUUGAGUGCAGGGUAAGGAUAUUGGCUCCGUGUGCAUAUGUAUCAUUUCUGUAAUACUGUGUUUGGUACACUGUGCUUUACCAGUUGAUCAGCAACUUAUUAGUGUCAUCGCUAUGGCGUGACUACAGCUUUGCAAAAGCAGAUGAAAAGCUAGUCUGUAGUCUUUAUGUGCAUUUCUGUGAUCAGGUGCUACUUUCGAGUUUCUGUCUAUUCCCAAAACAGAAGACAUGGGCCUUAUCUCUUCUGGUUCAUCUCUUUGUGCUCCUGAUGCAUUUGCAAAAAGUGCUAGGUGGUGCUUAGAUCAGUCACAAGAUGGCAAAAGGAGGAAAGCCAAGCUCAUAAGAGUCUGGCUUGAGUAAGGGAGCUGUUAUCUCCAUUGCUUUCACAUUGCUUCUUAUACACAGCUGACAGUUCAGAUAAGCUGAUGGUUUCUGGAUGGUUCCAUGGUCUUCCCUCAAAUCUGCUCAGCUGUAACACUAGCCUUGUCUGUGUUAGCUACAAGGUGCUCUUAUUACUGCCCACAAAUCCACUUAGUGCUCUAGAGUGGAGUGCUUUUUAACUCACUUGGUAGACACAUUAAACCAAUGUAAACCAGUGUAUUUUAGGGCUUACCUAGAGUGAAACAUGUUUAUAGAUACAAUUGUAAAUAAUCUGUUUUGAGUGAAUUGCAAACAAUUUUUUGAUUUUUGGUUCAUAGACAGCUCAUGACAAUGGGUAACGCAACCUCAUCAUUAAGUGAUCUGUUUUUGUUUGUUUAUUGUCUGGAUGCUUUUUAUUUCUAGAUUAUGAAUGUAUCAUAUGGAUGGCUGGGUCUUAAAAUGUUUCUGGGCGGAUGAUGCUUGUCUCCGAGCCAUGGCCUGCUAGAAGCUAAUGUAGUUUGUUUUUAAUGGCAUAUCUUCUUCCACUGUAGGAUUUAGAGACCUAUCCUCCAUCUUUAAUGGAGCUUUGUUUUUGAUUAGAUUAGCAGAGAAACAAUAUUCAUUGACUGUACAUGAUACAGUAAGUACAAGUAUUUUAAUUUAUUUCUUUAAGUUACUUAGUUACCCUGGCCUGUUUUGGCGGAAAGGCUCCGGAAAAAAAAAACCUAAUUUACACAAUUUGCCACUUACUCCAGAUAUAGUUAAUCAACUGAGACAUUUGUUUGGUGUACAAAUUUUGCUUCUUUAGUGCUGAAUCUACAAGACUAAUGUUGCUAACAAAUACUGGAGGUCAGUAGUCACCCAAAGUGUUUUCUGCCAACACAUCCUGAAAACAUCUCUUAAGCGGCUCAAACCAGAGCCAGGUCUUUAAGUAUGUGCAGUCAGUUGGUGAUGUUUAGGACACAGAUUGACUUACUGUGAACUACAAAAAUGAAACUUCAUCAUGUAAUUGAACUCAGCAGGCAUCUUCAAAAUCUUCAACAGAAAAUAGAAUCAACAGACAUCACCAUGCAAUCUAGAGUCCAUAUAUCUGUGUACAGUCUGCGGAGGAGUCGGGUUUUGAUACAGUCUCUGUUGUCUAAAAAGGCUGAUUGCAGCGUUCUGUGAAGUUUUGUUCAUUUUUGUAGUUUACAGUAAGUCGUACUGUAUCCUAAACCACGUUACCAAGUCUGCACACCCUUAAUACAGAAUAUGGAUGUGAUUCGAGGCGGUUGAGAGAAGUUCUGGGGACGUAUUUAUACUGAAAAUAUUUAGGUGACUAUUGACUUCUAGUGCUUGCUAGCAAUGUUAGUCUUGUCGCUCAAGCACUAAAAUAAAAAAGCAAAAGUUGGACAUCACACAUGUCCUGGCUGACCAGCUACCUCUGGUUUAAGCGGAAAAUGGUGUAAAUUUCACUGUUUGCCAAAUCUUUCUUUUAGUGCCACAUUGUGCAUUAUUAGAGGAGGGUAGGAUUUGACACUUAUGUUUUUGUUCAUAUGCAUAUAAAAAGUCUUUAACAGUUAAUAGUCUGUUAGUGGUUAAUGAGUAAAUGUGAGAUUACAUGGCAAGGUUAUACUCUGUGCAUUAUCAAUAAUAGUGCAAUUAACUAUUGAUGAAAUUAAAGUGUGUGCAAAAUAAAAGCCACUUUUUUUUCCUUUUGCCUAAAUCAAAUAGAUGCCCAAAAAAACGUGUAUGUGCCAAGUUGAGUUGUUCUCUUCUUCGGUAGUUUGUGUUUGUGCCUGAAGACGUAAGCGUAAACUAUUGUGAAUUUGAAUAUAAACCAAAUCAAACUGUGUGAAGUAACACAACAGCUGUUCAUGCAAGGUAAAAUGUUAUAGUAUAUGGGAAAUCACAAAACUAUAUUGUAUUUGGACUGAUUUGUAUUCACAGUCUUAGAAAACACUAUAUCUGUGUAGAAUGCAAUGAUGACAAAUCCUUAGACGAAGAAAAAAAAACCUGCUGUUUUAGUGAAGCAUUAUAUUGGACGUGUAUCCGAAAAUAAUCCCAUAUGAUAUAAACCUAUAAUAUUAAACUACAAAUAAGAGCUCUGCAUGCAUUCGCUGACAAAGGAUAUGUGGUAUACUGAAAAGUAUUCGGGACUAUUUUGGAUCUUGUUUAUGUUGCGUUUUGAUUCUAAUUAUACAUUUAUUUGUCCUUAUGUGUUUUUGUCACAAAAAAAACUGUGAAAUUGUUUCAUAAUAUUGACACUAAUCUCAGAUCAACUGACACUGGUUAAGUUGGUUGUCUUGGAUGUUUGCUAUACAUUUACCAUAUAACUCGCAUGUGUAAUCGACAGUGUUGUCUUGAAUUGACAAAGCAGUGAGCCGACUGCUAAACGCUGAUCUUAUUCUAAAGACUACAAAGCUUCUGGGGUUUAUAAUUAUGGAAAAGUAUAUAUUUUUAAGAUUUUGUUACUAGAAACUGUUGUUCUUGUGCAAAUAUUUGGUUUGACAGUUUUGUAACAAUAAACUACCCUCUAUCAGUCA